CUCAACAAACACACCACACUAGCUCCACCCGCUCAACAACUUAUAGCCUUCUACAUUUUCAACAAACAGAUUUAAGCUAAAGUGAGAGAAAUGACUACAAAGACUUGUCUCGUCUUCUUCCUCUCUUCUCUACUCAUCACAAACAUCGCCUUAGCGCAAGACCGAGCUCCUCACGGGUUGGCUUAUGAGACCCCAGUGGCGUUUUCACCUUCUGAAUUUGACUUCUUCCAUGCACAACCAGAAAACCCGGAUGCCACGUUAGACCCUUGCGCUGAAUCCGGCUGCUCGCCUCUCCCUGUGGCUGCGAAGGUUCAAGGAGGUUCUGCAAAAGAACAGCAAAGCGAGAUAGCAACAAUGUCAAUUGGUUCCAGAACCGGAAUGGGAGCUGGUGGUGCGGUCAUGAUCAUCCUUGGACUUGUGUUUCCCAUGCUGAUGUGAACCAUUACAACUCCAUCCAACUUAGUGUUUUAAACUCAUAUUAUGAUAGAGCAAUAUAGCUAGAGUUUGAGUUAAUAUGUGUUUUCUUUUGUUCACUAUAAAUUUCAUAUGCAGUGGUUAAAAGAAGAGUAUUUGACUGUUUAUUGUCAGGCCCGGUUAAGAGUGUUAAGCAAGCAACAAUGGCUACUGAUCUUA
This is a messenger RNA of Brassica oleracea var. oleracea, 633 nucleotides long. RefSeq lists its product as uncharacterized. The transcript has a single exon. Lineage: Eukaryota; Viridiplantae; Streptophyta; Magnoliopsida; Brassicales; Brassicaceae. Bases 91 to 438 code for a protein of 115 amino acids. The record is from RefSeq and is a predicted model, not a curated record.